GCCGACGCCGGGUAGCGACUAGCGAGGCCCAUUGACUGACUCGAGGGAGAAGCGCCGUUGAUUCUGCAGCAGCCAGCUCCCAGUUCUGUGACAUUCUUGAUGCAAGGGCAGUAUUCCAUAGAAACAAAGCACUGAUUCUGUUUACACAGCAGAGGAGUGGUGAAGGACCAUGGCUAGUCCAAGAACAAGAAAGGUCCUUAAAGAAGUGAGAGUGCAAGACGAGAACAAUACUGGCUAUAGGACAGAGAUAGCUUUGGUCACCAUGCUGGAUGGGAGUGUGGCCUUGUUGAUUCUGCUGAACCUCUUGGUGACUUUCAAUACCACCCACCAUGGGUCAUCUUACUGGGAUGGGACAUGGAACCACUGUUUUACAGUAGGCCCCUGCCAUCUUGAAGGAGUGAGGCUAAAAGGUGGUACUGAGGCAUUCCUAUUCAACUCCUUAGCUACUGCCAUGUGGAAUUUCUCAGGGCUCAGCUUUGUCCACCAUGCUCUUCAAUAUCUGUGUGAAACCACUGGGAAAGUUUGUCCAAAGGUUUGUUUUGAAUGUGGUGCAUUUAACCCCCAAUGGGUGAGUGUGACCUAUGGAAUUUGGAUUUGUCUGGAAUGCUCAGGAAAACACCGAGGUUUGGGUGUUCAUCUCAGUUUUGUGCGCUCUGUCACUAUGGACAAAUGGAAAGACAUUGAACUGGAAAAAAUGAAGGCAGGUGGUAAUCUUAAAUUUCGGGAAUUUUUAGAGUCUCAAGAGGAUUAUGACCCUUGCUGGUCACUGCAAGAAAAAUACAACAGCAAAGCUGCUGCACUCUUCAGAGAUAAGGUGUCAGCACUGGCUGAAGGUAAGGAGUGGUCAAUUGAAACAUCAUCUGCUAGAAACUGGAUUCCACCUCAGCCCAAAGUUGCUCUUUCCUCAGCUCAUCGAAGCUCUGCCGGACAACAGCAGAAUGCUGGUGGUACUUCUGACAAAGCCUUUGAAGACUGGUUAAAUGAUGAUGUUGGUUCUUACCAAAGUGGUCAAGAGAAUCGCUAUGUGGGGUUUGGAAAUACAGUUACUCCUCCCAAAAAGGAUGAUGACUUCCUCAAUAAUGCCAUGUCUUCUCUGUAUUCAGGUUGGAGCAGUUUUACAUCUGGAGCAAGCAAGUUUGCUUCUGCAGCUAAAGAGGGUGCCACCAAGUUUGGAUCUCAGGCUACUCAAAAGUUUUGGGGCCACAAACAGCAGGCAGAGCCGGCAUCAGAGUUAGGUCAGAGUUUAAAUGAAAAUGUUCUCAAACCUGCACAGGAAAAGGUGAAAGAUGGAAAAAUUUUGGAGGAUGUUUCCCAGGGUGUCUCACAUUUGGCUUCCAAGGUCCAGGGAGCAAGUAGUAAGGGUUGGCGAGAUGUUACUACUUUUUUUUCUGGAAAACCAGACGAGUCUUCUGAAAGGUCAUCUGAGAGAGAGAGCUACCAGAACAACAGUGAAGGCUAUCAGAACAAUGCAGUGGAUCAAAGCUUUUGGGAGACCUUUGGCAACUCAGAGCCACCAAAAGCUCACAAGUCUCCAAGCAGUGAUAGCUGGACGUACGUGGACAAUUCAAUGGAGAAGAAGAGCUCUGAUAGCUGGGAUGUCUGGGGCUCAGGGACAGUCUCCAAUAACAAGAACAGUAAUAGUGACAGCUGGGAAAACUGGGAGACCAACUGGGAGAAUGCAGCGGGGGAGGGCAAAGCCAAAAAGACUCCUAAGAAGUCAACAAAAGAGUCAUCUUCAGCUGCUGAAGAAGGAUGGGAUAACCAGAACUGGUAGUACCCUGUCCUUGUUGAGCACAGCAGAGGGGGGGAAAUCACACCUCUGGAAAGAUUUACCAUGUAACUGGAUUAAUGUCCUUUUCAUUUUGGGCCUGUUUAAACCUCAUGCUUUACAGUUCUAUUCUCUUUCCACUCCUGUUUACAACUGCAACAGAAACUUUGAUUUGCAGAUUCUUGUACUUUGCUAUAUGGAAGGAAGUCUCUCCCAUGGAAAUGACCUUAUAUACCAGAUACAUUUUCACUGUGCUGCUGUUCUAUGUGGAGCAUACCACGACUUCCUUAAAGCAAGAGUUUGAAGGAAGCAAGUCCAUGCAAGCAUACUUUCAUAGCACAAUGUUGCAUGUCUAAUCUUGCAAGAUUGUCCAACUUCUCUUUGGAGCUUCAAUUGAAGUUCUUUAGAACCUCGGAUAUGAGAGUAUCAUUUGACUGAUGCUACUGGGAUAACUUUGAAUCAAGCCAGAAUGGUAAUUAAGACAUUGUCGAAGCAGUUCUUAUAUUUAUCAAGGUCUAAUAGCAAAAAGAUCACUCAUUUUAAUUCUUAAACAAAGAAGGACCAGCUUGAAUUUCUAAAGCAUUUGGAGUAAAGAAUGAGGCACUUCCAGUUCCUGCCCUUGGUGGUUUUCAACAGUGUGUAACAGAUUCCCCACAUUUUUCUUUUUUAAAUAUUAAAGGACAGAUUUUAUUUUGUAUACUUCUGAGUUUCCACAUGCUUUGGGAUUAUUAUUUUUUAACCAGAGAUGCCCUGUUACCAGAAUGCAUUUGAAUAGCCAACAGUUGUAAGAUGUGACAGAACAGAAUUUUCAGCUAAUAAAAGCAAACUUUUCAAGCCACAUCAUUCUAAUUAAACAAUAUAAAUUAAUUCAUAAACAUAGUAAUUACAAAAUAAUUAGUACUUCGGACACAUAUGAAUCAAAUCAGUUUACAAGAUUCUGUGGUAGGUUUCCUGUUUCUUCCUUCCCUGAAAAACUGGAAAGAAGAUAAUCAAGAGUGCUCAGAUUACAGCUUUCAUCAUGUUGCAGUUUUGCAGACAUUUGAAAAGAAUUCAGGUAUUUCUUUCUACAAGAUCAUAAGUAAAGUAUGUUCCUUGUGCCUGUGGUCAACAAAUCUUUUGCCAUCCCUGUAAGUUAAAAGGAUAACAGCACAAUGUGGCUACUUAGAUGUAAGAACAUGCCAGAAAACUUUGAAUCAUGGUAUAGUUGGUUGAAACCAAGAGUGAAAGCCAGUGUGGGAUUUUUUCCGAAAUCAAUAUGAACAUUUUUCUUGAAGACCUACAUUUCACACUAUGGCCCAAAAGGAGAAAAUUCACAUGUUUGAAUUUCUGCCCAUGAAGAUCUCUGCAUUGUCAAGUCAACUGUAUGGGCCUAUGACUCUAGUCUUAUGAACCUUGGCACAAACUUAAAUUUCAACUUCUCAGAACUCAGCUUAAGAUACCUGCUGUAUAUAAUUAUCUAAACACACACACACACACACACACACUCUGAAUUACCCACUGAGUAUUAAUAGUUUACUAGGACUUUUGUGUAUUGUUCAAUACAGUAUGUCAAUAUCUACCUUGUGAAGUUAUACAAUCGUGUCAGCUUGUUCUGCUGUACUUACUAGUCUUUAAAACUGCCAGCUAAAAUAUUAUUCUGGUCCUCCCUUCUAUUUCUGUUCCAACCUUUUCUCUCCUCUGUAAUCUAUCUUAUUGUGCCCUUUCUGUCAUCCUUUGGUAGCAGUGGUGAGAUGGUCUAUGCCUUUUCUUCAGGAACCCUUAAAGAAGCUUUCCUUCUGCCAGACAGGCUCCUGUGUCUUCUUCAAAGAACUCUUGACCUUGUACAACUGCUCCUUACAAAAAUAUAUAAAUUUGAGCACAGGGAGAGUUACAGUCUUGGUGUUGGCACUUCCAUUAUGGCCAGCACAUGACUCUUUCUCUGUAAUGAUAGCCUUGGAACUUAAUUGCAUGUUCAACAUGUAAAAAUAAUCGGAGCUUAUAGCUAAUUCUUUCAUCAGCUCUCUUAAAACAUUCCCAGCUGUGGAAACCAAUGCAUGUUUUCUGCACUAUUCAAAGGUGAAGUACUUGCUCCCAUGAUUUGGCAGCAAAUCUUUCAAAGACUGGAAUAAUAGCGAAGAUGACAUACUUGAGCUGGCUGUUUAUAUGGCCUGUCUGAAUUAGUAUGAGCAUCCCUAAAUUAUGAGAAUGCUUCCACUUCUAAUACCUUAUGAAAUAUUCAUACAAUCCCAUGAAUAAAAAAUGUAUGUUAAAAACACUUUUUCUUCACAAUUCAUACAUUUUUCUAACUUAGCUUUGCCUUUUCUCCCUCCCUCAUAUAAUACUUUGUUAUUUCAGGAUAUCUACCCUUUGAGAUCCCUCCUUCAUUUUUCCUAUUUUUCAAAUGGGAGCAUGGAGCUUCAAGCUUAGUAAAGCUAUACACAGGAAAAGUUAAGGUGCCCUAUUUACUUUCCUGAAAUUGUGAUCCCGGUAUGAGUGAGCAGUAGUACACAGUUGUUGUAAAACUGUUGUGUUGUUGCUUCUGGAUCAUCUUUAGUCACAAUUAUGUCCAGGUCUGAACACUGCCUUGGCUUUAGCUUACUGCCCUUUCCUGUUCAAACAAGCUUGUAAACAUUGGCUUACAGAUUGUAAACUGCUUAGAGAGUGCCGAGUUCACUAUGAAGCGGUAUAGAAAUGUAAAUGCUAUCGCUAAUGCUGAAUGCUGUAAAAAUCUUCAUUUUUUCUGAUUGCCUGCAGCAGACAAACUUAUAGACUGAAGGUUUUUUUAAAUGCCAUUAAUGUCUAACUAUUAUACAUGGUAUAGUUGGCUAAUAUCGUUUCAACUUAUUUUUGGGCCCACAGCUUGGACUUUGCCCCUCUUCUAAGGAUCAUAGUGGCCUAUGAGAAAAAUUCACAAGUUAAGUCAAACUGGCAAAGAGGGCACAAUGUUGGAUGUAAGCCUUUUGACCAGUUUUAUCAGAUUACUUUUCUGGGAGAGGUCAUGUGCAGAAGGUGCAGCCAUCAGUUAGUGUUUAAAAUCCUAUUUUAUUUUAAGAUACUGCAUUUUUAAAAGGCAACUUUCUGGAUAUAAAUGAAGUCAACUAGGAAGCCAUGAGAUACUUUUAAUUCUAUGCUCCUUUUUUGCAGGCAGGCCUUAUUUCAUGUUGGGGAUCUCAUUAUUUUAUUUUUUCCUCCAGGGAUUAGACUACUUUGGUACCUCAGUUGUUUGCCACUCCAAAUUUAUUUAUUUAUUUAUUUUUAAUUGUGAGUCUUGCAUCUGUCUUGGGGUGCUCCCAGUACAUUGAAUUGGAAGCACUAGAAAUAAUAUCAGAUUUAUUACAUUUAGUGUGGUAUUUUGCAAUAUGAGGAAAUCUUAUAGUGCAGUAUUUUAUUAAGACUCAAGCCUGAAACAGAUGGGUCAAGUAAAGCAGCUUCUGACCACUUUGGAGGCAUGGUGUUUAUGUGACACGCCCCUGAAGUGGCUGGAAGCCGCACCAAGGCCGCAUGGAGAUUGCAAAAGCUGGCCCAAAAAGAGAAAAUCCGCUCCUGCCGACGGCCUGUUCAGAAUCACAGCAGUGGCCUACUUCAAGAGUGGGCUGCCCAGUUGUUGCUGUCCCAACCUGAUCGGAACCAGAGUGGCCUUUGGCCACUCCUUAUUGCCAGUCUGCUUCACUCCUCAGUAGUAUGGAUUGGUUGCAGUAGUAGAAGUAAGUCUCUAAACUACCCAACAGCCCUAAAUUCCAUGCAGACUUGACCAGAACUUAUUCUUCCCUUCAGCCAUGCAAUCUUGACACCACUCUAUCCAUUGUUCUUAUCUUCUCGAGAUGAGGUCCAGCUACCACUGUCUCUGCCUCUCAGUGCCAGUAUAAAUAUUUCAUUCUUCCCACUACAACGGAAUCUUGCAUCACCACUGAGACUCCAUAUGUUAGUCUCAAGGUGCUAUAAGAUCUCUUUGCACACUGAUCCAAACUAACAUGGCUUGGUAUUUGAAUUCUACCCACUGUGGGCAUUGGAAAGUAGGGUGUGUGAUGGAAAAUACUCAUAGAUUUUGUAGCAGAUAUCUCUGGCCAUGAAUAGUAGACUUAAAACUCUAGCUGUAGAGAUCUAUGUAAUGAAUGUGGAAUUUGCACUGUGUCAUAACUUUCCAUGUGAUUUCCACAAAAAAGGGAAGAACCCUUUAAUGAAAUCAGUAAGAUGGAAAGGGUAAGUUGGCUUGAUAUACAAACCUCUUCUUUAUGCCAUCUGGUUUAUUUACCCCCUGCCCCAGCAAUUGAAACACUAAGCUUAUAGAGCAAUCAAGGUUGUUUGGGGGACUGUUGUAAAUGUUGAGAAGUUCUAAGAAUACAACUGUGUGUGUAAGUGAUAAGGUUCAUAAUUUACAAUUGCUUUCUGUAUGGCCUUGCUGGAGUAUCAUUUUGAUUCCACAAGAAUCCAGCAAACAUACUCACAGGUCCUAUUCUAACAUUCCAUGGGUUGAUUUUUUUUAAUGUAUUGAUGUAGUGAUCUGUGCAAUAACUUAAAACUAUUGGGUAAACCUCAUUUUAAUUUAAUCUGGAUUGCACGAUUUGGAGGUCAGUCUCCCAGUAUCGGGACAUCAGUGAUAGAAAUAGAGGCCAGUUACCAGUGGAGGACUUUGCCAAAAGCUUUGAGUGCUAAAAUAUGGCUUCAAGAAACUUCACUGGAUUCUUUUAGGUUGAAGCAAUUAUCUUUGGAACUCUUUUGUUGUUGCUUUUGAGAGCAAGGAGGGUUCUGAAACUUGAUAACAUUUCAAUUUUCCUUCUCUGUGUUUGUGAUGUUCACAGAAGUAGUGAGCGAUACUUCUUGUUCUGUAAAGUGGUUCUGGAUUUGAACCUACUGUGUCAUCUGAAAAACAAAACAAUAAAGCAAGAGAUGGAACCAA
Molecule: messenger RNA, 6644 nt
Organism: Sceloporus undulatus (fence lizard)
Lineage: Eukaryota; Metazoa; Chordata; Lepidosauria; Squamata; Phrynosomatidae
Gene: ARFGAP1
Product: ADP ribosylation factor GTPase activating protein 1
Exons: 16
Coding region: 170-1774 (534 amino acids)
Biological process (GO): regulation of ARF protein signal transduction; regulation of endocytosis
Cellular component (GO): Golgi membrane
Molecular function (GO): GTPase activator activity
Source: RefSeq, a predicted model, not a curated record